AUGCUCGCAGUCAGCAACACGUCUGGUUCUCCUGGUGUCACCACUGAGGCUUCGACCCACGAGCCAUUGGCCCAACCCGAAGCCUUUCAAGGCGCACCAACCAGCGAAUUCGGCCACCAAUCGUCAAGCGAUGUCGAUGGUGAUGGCGAGGAUGCUUCAGAAGCUUCACACGACAUAGAAUUCGACCCAACACAUUGUCUCUUUUGUAUCAAGACCUGUGAAAGCAUCGCCUCAAAUCUCGAACACAUGGCCAUAUCCCAUGGCAUGAUGAUCCCAUCACCGCAUCAAUUGACUGUUGAUCCAACAACUCUGCUCACAUACUUGAACCUCGUCAUCUCAGUCUACCACGAAUGUCUGACCUGCGGCACACAAAGACGCAAUGCCCAAGCGAUCAAGCAGCACAUGCUUGGAAAAAAGCAUUGUGCUUUCGACAUCUCUGAUGUAGAGUCCGAGUAUCGGGAGUUUUGGGAUCUGGAGGGAGAAGGUUCAGGACUCGAAAUCGACGGCGACAACAUUACUCUGCCUUCGGGAAGAGUGGUCACGUCUCGUUCUGUGCGGACCACGCAGCAUCAUCACAGAUCGUCAGGAUCGAGUGCAACGCCGCUGUCUCUCUUAAAUUCAUCACCCACCGAAGCUUCGGGUCUCGACACUCCUUCGGCGUCCGGCCAAUCUAAUCAUGAGCAAGCACUCACAAGACAAGACGUGCGCGCUCUAAGAGUCGAUAAACAGCUCAGCACGCUCAGCUCCAGUGACCGUCUUGCCCUCGCACAUCUUCCGGCUCCCCAACAACGUGCAGUACUGCUCGCCCAACACAAGCAAUUACAAUCGGCCAGACGACAGGAAAGAGCUUUUGAAGCAAGACUCCAAAGGAAGAACAAUCAGACCUUGAUGAAACAUUUCGUGUCCGAUGUGCCGGGCCCGAAGCUUGGUUGA
Aureobasidium uvarum is the source of this 933-nucleotide messenger RNA. Lineage: Eukaryota; Fungi; Ascomycota; Dothideomycetes; Dothideales; Saccotheciaceae. The record is from the annotation of a GenBank genome assembly.